Messenger RNA from Castor canadensis (American beaver), 3427 nucleotides. NCBI's taxonomy places the organism in Eukaryota, Metazoa, Chordata, Mammalia, Rodentia, Castoridae. The record is from RefSeq and is a predicted model, not a curated record.
AUGGUUGCUCAUGAAUGCAGAGAAGCAAGUUUGACUUCAAAUGGUAACAGUCCUUGGCUAGUUGCCAAGGUCAUUGUCAGAGUCUGGCUUUUAAGUUUGUAUUUAAUGAUUUUCCCCUCUUUCUCUUCCUUACAGACUUGCUAUGGGUGCUCUCCAGGAUCAAAGUGUGACUGUAGUGGUGUAAAAGGGGAAAAGGGAGACCGUGGAUUUCCAGGUUUGAAAGGCCAUCCAGGUUUGCCUGGAUUUCCAGGUCCAGAAGGACCUCCAGGACCUCAGGGACAAAAGGGUGAUGAUGGAAUUCCAGGACCACCGGGACCAAAAGGAACCAGAGGUUCUCCUGGACUUCCUGGAUUUCCAGGGACACCAGGUCUUCCUGGAAUACCAGGUCAUGAUGGAGCCCCUGGACCUCAAGGUAUCCCUGGAUGCAAUGGAACCAAGGGAGAACGUGGAUUUCCAGGCAGUCCCGGUUAUCCUGGCUUACAGGGUCCUCCAGGACCUCCUGGGAUCCCAGGAAUGAAGGGGGAACCAGGUAGUAUAAUCAUGUCAUCACUGCCAGGACCAAAGGGUAAUCCAGGAUAUCCAGGUCCUCCUGGAAUACAAGGUCCAGCUGGUCCCAUGGGUAUACCAGGACCAAUUGGUCCCCCAGGACCACCAGGUUUAAUGGGCCCGCCUGGCCCACCAGGAUUGCCAGGACCAAAGGGGAAUAUGGGCUUAAAUUUCCAGGGACCCAAGGGUGAAAAGGGUGAGCAAGGUCUUCAGGGUCCACCUGGGCCACCUGGGCAAAUCAGUGAACAGAAAAGACCAAUUGAUGUAGAGUUUCAAAAAGGAGAUCAGGGAGUUCCUGGUGACCAAGGGCCUCCUGGACCUCCAGGGAUACGUGGCCCUCCAGGUCCUCCUGGUGGUGUGAAAGGUGAGAAGGGUGAGCAAGGAGAGCCAGGCAAAAGAGGUAAACCAGGAAAAGAUGGAGAAAAUGGCCAACCAGGAAUUCCAGGUUUGCCUGGUGAUCCUGGUUACCCUGGUGAACCAGGAAGGGAUGGUGAAAAGGGCCAAAAAGGUGACAUUGGCCCACCUGGACCUCCUGGACUUGUAAUUCCUACACCUGGGACUGGUGUGACUGUAGGAGAAAAAGGAAACCCUGGAUUACCUGGCUUGCCUGGAGAAAAAGGAGAGCGAGGAUAUCCUGGAAUACAAGGUCCACCUGGCCUUCCUGGACCUCCAGGGACUUCAGUUAUUGGUCCUCCUGGCCCCCCUGGAUUUCCUGGAGAAAGAGGCCAGAAAGGUGAUGAAGGUCCACCUGGAAUUUCUAUUCCUGGAUCUCCUGGACUUGAUGGACAGCCUGGGGCCCCUGGCCUUCCAGGGCCUCCUGGCCCUCCGGGCCCUCAAAUCCCUUCUAGUGAUGAGAUAUGUAAGGGAGGCCCUCCAGGUCCCCCAGGAUCUCCAGGUGAUAAAGGACUCCAAGGAGAACAAGGAGAGAAAGGUGACAAAGGUGACACUUGCUUCAACUGUAUUGGAACUGGUAUUUCAGGGCCACCAGGUCAACCUGGUUUGCCAGGUCUCCCAGGUCCUCCAGGAUCUCUUGGUUUCCCUGGACAGAAGGGAGAAAAAGGAUAUGCAGGAGCAACUGGUCCCAAAGGAUUACCAGGAAUACCUGGAGCUCCAGGUACUCCAGGCUUUCCUGGAUCUAAAGGUGAUCCUGGUGACAUCCUCACUUUUCCAGGAAUGAAGGGUGACAAAGGAGAGUUAGGUUCCCCUGGAGCUCCAGGGCUUCCUGGUUUACCUGGCACUCCUGGACAGGAUGGAUUGCCAGGGCUUCCUGGCCGCAAAGGAGAACCUGGUGGAAUUGCUUUUAAGGGUGAAAGAGGCCCCCCUGGGAACCCAGGUUUGCCAGGUCUCCCAGGGACAAUGGGGCCUACAGGUCCUGUUGGUUUUGGCCCUCCAGGCCCAAUAGGUGAAAAAGGCAUACAAGGUAUGGCAGGAAAUCCAGGCCCACCAGGAAUUCCAGGUCCAAAAGGUGAUCCUGGUCAGACCAUAACCCAGCCAGGGAAGCCUGGUCUUCCUGGUAAUCCAGGAAGAGAUGGUGAAGUAGGUCUUCCAGGUGACCCUGGACUCCCAGGCCAACCAGGUCUGCCAGGAAUACCUGGUAGCAAGGGAGAACCAGGUACCCCUGGAAUUGGGCUUCCUGGGCCACCAGGUCCUAAAGGUUUUCCAGGAAUUCCAGGACCUCCAGGAGCACCUGGGAUACCUGGAAGAAUUGGUCUAGAAGGCCCUCCAGGGCCACCAGGCUUUCCAGGACCAAAGGGAGAGCCAGGAUUUGGGUUACCUGGGCCACCUGGGCUGCCAGGACUCCCCGGUUUCAAAGGAACGAUUGGUCCAAAAGGUGAUCGUGGCUUCCCAGGACCUUCAGGUCCUCCAGGACGCACUGGCUUGGAUGGGCUACCUGGACCAAAAGGUGAUGUUGGAGCAAAUGGACAACCUGGACCAGUAGGGCCCCCUGGGCUGCCAGGAAUUGGUGUUCAGGGGCCACCAGGACCACCAGGGACUCCUGGACCAAUAGGCCAACCUGGUUUACAUGGAAUACCAGGAGAGAAGGGGGAUCAAGGACCUCCUGGGUUUGAUGUUCCAGGACCCCCUGGUGAGAGGGGCAGUCCAGGGAUCCCUGGAGCACCUGGUCCUAUUGGACCUCCAGGAUCACCAGGGCUCCCGGGAAAAGAAGGUGUCUCUGGACUUCCAGGUGCCAAAGGUGAAAUGGGUAUGAUGGGACCUCCAGGCCCACCAGGACCUUUGGGAUUUCCUGGCAGGAGCGGCGUUCCUGGUCUUAAAGGUGAUGAUGGCUUACAGGGUCAGCCAGGACUUCCUGGCCCUGAAGGUGAAAAAGGUGGUAAAGGAGAGCCUGGCCUUCCAGGCCCCCCUGGGCCAAUGGAUCCAAGUCUCCUGGGCUCAAAGGGAGAGAAGGGAGAACCUGGCUUACCAGGGAUUCCUGGAGUUUCAGGGCCAAAAGGCUACCAAGGUUUGCCUGGAGACCCAGGCCAACCUGGACUGAGUGGACAACCUGGAUUACCAGGGCCUCCAGGUCCCAAGGGUAACCCUGGUCUCCCUGGCCAGCCAGGACUUAUGGGACCGCCUGGACUUAAAGGAAACAUAGGUGAUAUGGGUUUUCCAGGCCCUCAGGGUAUGGAAGGGCCCCCUGGACCUCCUGGAGUUCCUGGACAGCCUGGCUCCCCAGGAUUACCUGGACAGAAAGGAAACAAAGGUGAUCCUGGUGUUUCAGGCAUUGGUCUUCCAGGUCUUCCUGGUCCAAAGGGUGAACCUGGUCUGCCUGGAUACCCAGGGAACCCAGGUAUCAAAGGUUCUGUGGGAAACACUGGUUUGCCUGGAUUACCAGGGACCCCUGGAGCAAAAGGACAGCCAGGCCUCCCUGGAUUCCCAG